This is a messenger RNA of Engraulis encrasicolus (European anchovy), 1935 nucleotides long. RefSeq names its product G protein nucleolar 3 (gene gnl3). The transcript has 15 exons. Gene Ontology annotation, molecular function: GTP binding. The record is from RefSeq and is a predicted model, not a curated record. Lineage: Eukaryota; Metazoa; Chordata; Actinopteri; Clupeiformes; Engraulidae. Gene Ontology annotation, cellular component: nucleolus. Bases 100 to 1794 code for a protein of 564 amino acids.
AACAACGGAAACGGAAACUCGAAAGACAUUAGCAAGCUCACUUCCUCGGCGAACAUCCACGUGCAUUGACUGUACUGCGGCUCCACACACUUUAUCAAAAUGAAACGGCCAAAGUUGAAGAAAGCCAGUAAACGCGUGUCAUGUGCACAGCGUUUCAAAAUUCAGAAAAAGGUUCGGGAACACCACCGAAAAUUACGGAAAGAGGCCAAGAAGAAGGGAAUAAGCAAACGUGUGAAGAAGGACAUUGGAAUACCCAACAGUGCACCUUUUAAAGAGGAAAUUUUGCGGGAGGCUGAGCAGAGAAAACGAGAGCUUGAUGAGCUGAAGGAACAGAAUCGACUUGCCAAGACCAACGAGAAGGCCCAGAAACGGAAGCGGGACAAAGAAGCUACCAAAGUCACAACAGAGCCCAAGAGCAAGAAACAGAAGAAACAGGAUAAGAAGACAAAACAAAAACUGCUACGAACGUCGAACCCAAACAGAAGCUCCAAGAGGUUCACAUGCAGAGAACUGAACAAGGUUAUUGCGGCCUCUGAUGUUAUAGUGGAGGUCCUGGAUGCCAGAGACCCGCUAGGCUGCCGGUGUCCUGAGCUCGAGGAAGCUGUGUUGAAGCACGAGGGGAACAAAAAACUGAUGUUUCUGUUGAAUAAAACAGAUUUAGUACCAAAAGACAAUCUGAAUAAAUGGCUGCAGUGUCUUCAGAAGGAGUGUCCAACUAUUGUCUUCAAAGCCUCCACACAAAUUCAAGACAGAACAGUGGAGGAGAAGAAGAAGCGGAUGGCAAACGGUGUUGACCACUCCAGAGCUGGGGAAGCUCUGGGACACGCAUGUCUUCUGGAGCUGCUGACAGAUUACGCCUCAACUCGCGGCACGGAAAACAUGCUGAAAGUUGGUAUCGUAGGGUUUCCGAGCACCGGAAAGAGCAGUUUAAUCAACAGCCUGAAAGGGCUGAGGGCAUGCCAUGCUGGAGUGCAACGUGGAAUGACCAAGUCCAUGCAGGAAGUGCACAUCUCUAAAAGUGUCAAGAUGCUUGACAGCCCUGGGAUCAUCGCAUCGCCUUCGAACCCUGAGGUUACCCUGGCCCUGAGGAGUCUGCAAGUCGAGCAGAAUGAGCAGAACCCAUUGGAGGCUGUUAAGACUCUACUGAAGCAGUGUGAACAGCACGAGAUUAUGCUGCAAUAUAAUGUUCCUAACUACAGAAAUUCCUUGGAGUUUUUGACCUAUUUUGCAAAGAAGCGUGGUCUGAUGCAGAAAGGCGGUGUCCCCAAUACAGAGUUGGCGGCCACAACGUUUUUAAACGACUGGACAGGAGCAAAACUGAGCUACCACACAAAACCCCCUGAGAGUUCUCUCCUGCCUCCAUACCUGUCAGAAACCAUGGUAACAGAGAUGCAGAAGGGAUUGAACAUGGACAAGCUCAAGAGAGGCAACGACCAAACUAUUAACCGUGUCAAGUGCCCCAACCCAGCCAGUAGUAUAGGAUUCCUCUCAAAGGGUCCCACAGCGGGAAUGUUAAAUGAAACUGAGAUCCCAGAGGAAAAAGCCGUGGAGAUGGCCAUGGAGGGAGAGGCAGUGGAGGAGGAAGAGGAAGAGGCAGAGAACAUGGAAGAAGAGGGCAGUGAGCUAGAAGAGUCUGUAGAGGUGGAAGAGGAGGAGCCAGAGCCCAAGAAGACAACAGGUCUUGCUGCAUUGGAGACCCAGAGCAUGAAAGUCACAAAGCAGGUUACCUUCAAUGCUGACCUCGCCACACGGCAAGAUGACGAUGCCUAUGACUUCAACACGGACUUUGUGUAAGCUCUUAGAGCUUGGUGGGAUUUUUUUUUUACAUUUUCAUGUAAACUUCAACGUCCUGGUGACCUUAAUUAUGUCUAAUGUCUGUCUGUAUUCACUGUAAAUAUGCUGAUGUAAAAAUAAACUGCUAUCAUCUAUUAACAA